Athalia rosae (coleseed sawfly) is the source of this 3040-nucleotide messenger RNA. RefSeq names its product bromodomain-containing protein 7 (gene Brd7-9). The record is from RefSeq and is a predicted model, not a curated record. NCBI's taxonomy places the organism in Eukaryota, Metazoa, Arthropoda, Insecta, Hymenoptera, Athaliidae. The transcript is spliced from 4 exons. The coding region runs from base 489 to 2930 and encodes 813 amino acids. Gene Ontology annotation, biological process: regulation of transcription by RNA polymerase II. Gene Ontology annotation, cellular component: nucleus.
ACAAAUAUAGGUGGCGGUACAGCUCGGAGCAGGAAUACGAUGCGUUACUUCGGAAAUUCACUUCGGUUUUUCUGGAGACGAACGCACCGGAGCCAAGUACGUACACGUACGGAGGCGCCUUGACAAAUACAUUUGGAAAUUCAUAAUUCUAACAUCCGAUGCCGCUUGCGAAUAACGUCAACUGGUUCCAACGAGGACGAAUUUUUAGACGAGUCGCAGCGGCACCGCAGAAGUCACGGAGGGCGUCUGACCCAGUCUGGUCUGAGCCAACGCCUGAGCCAUUGUUCCACCCAUGGAGCCAGUGUGCAGUGUUCAAAAUUUGAACCGGUGUAUGCAUGCGACGCGACCUUAGAUAAUGGCCGCCGAUGAAUUUCAAGUUGAAAGUGUGUUACAUUUUAUGUCAAAUUCUCUCUACGCGGGAAUAGUCCCUGAAAAUUCUCUCCUCCGCUUCACAAAAAUUAUUCAAACUGUGGACCCAACCGCAAGUAAUGGGCUCGAAAAAGCACAAAAAACACAAACGCGAACGGCUAGAAGAAGGCCAUUACCCGACACCCGAUAGACCGCCGGCAUUGAAACUGAUAUUGAAAGUUGGUGGAAGUAGUGGGACUCCUGAACAUGGAGCUGACUCGCCGCAUCACUCGUCGAUUUUGCAGCAACACUAUCAGCAACAAUUGGGUGUUAAUUAUUCAGUCACACAGGGAGAGUCUGAGUAUGAUCGAUACAUGGGUCACAAAAAAUUGAAGAAAAAGAAAAAGAAAAAGGAUAAGCGUCACAAGCACCAUCAUAAGGAGAAAAAGAGACGCAGAGACGAAUCGAGCCAGGAAUCUGUUGGAGAAGACAGUUUUCUUGAACCCCCCAAAAAAAUGCCAACUAUCGUACCUCAGAACCAACAACUAAUGCCUCCCAGACCUCCGGAUAUUGAACAUAGAAUUGGUGUUAUUGGAUCUAGCUCGCUAUCUCCACAUCGAGAACCCAGGACUUGCGUUCUUAGAAAAAUUGCUGAGCGAACCCCACUUCAGAGACUUCUAGAACACCUACUCAGGUCCAUGGAAAAACGAGACCCUCAGCAGUUCUUCGCUUGGCCAGUUACGGACAACAUAGCACCUGGAUACUCUCAAAUUAUAACUAAUCCCAUGGACUUUAGUACGAUAAAACAAAAGAUCGAUGACUGCAAUUACCAGAAUUUAAACGAGUUUAUAAUCGAUUUCAAGCUUAUGUGCAACAAUGCAAUGACCUAUAAUCAUCAGGAUACUAUUUACUACAAAGCAGCAAAGAAACUGCUUCAUGUGGGCCUCAAAAUGGUCGCUCCCGAAAAGUUGAGGCAAUUGAGACCCGUUCUUACUUACAUGCCGGAUAUCACCAAGGAAGAACUUGGAUUUGAGCUCGGUGUCGAAGAUCCCAAUAAUCCAGAUAUUCUAGUGACUGAGGAACAGAUAGAGAAAGAACGGGAACAAGAAGAGCGAAAUGAAGAAGCAGAGGAGUUGAGAAAGGAGAACCAGCGAAAACUACGCUUGGCUAAUCUUGGCAGGUUUGAGGCAAUUCCCGACGACAUGACGCCAGAUGAAAUCUUGAAACAAGCUCAAGCCGCGGCAAAACAUGCCGCUGAAAAAUUAAGUUUCAAACGAAUCAAUUCUAAAAUGGGUUUCCUCAGGCAGAAGAAAGACGGUACUACUAGUUUGCAAAUACUUGUUCCCGGCGAUGGUGUGAUACCUGGAACUAAUCAGAGGCCAGUCUCCUUGGGACAAUUAAUAGGAAAAUUGAGUCAUGGAACUGGGUCACUAGCUGGGUUCAGAGAAGAUAGACGCAACAUGUCAAAGCCUGCGAAACCUCUUUAUUACGGAGCCUUUGGCUCCUACGCACCGAGUUACGACUCAACUUUUGCCAAUCUUACAAAGGAAGAGACAGAUUUGGUUUAUCAAACCUAUGGGGAUGAGACUGCCGUUCAGUAUGCUGAGUCUAUAUUAGAUUUUGCCAAGGACUGUGACUACACAUUAACCAUGGUUGACAAUCUGCUGGACUUGCUCACUAACGGGGAUCACAAGAAGACAAAACGGUUCUUAGAGGAGAAAAGGAGGCUCAGAGAGGAAGAGGAGAAAAUUAAACACCUCUUGGAGAAACCUGUCCAUGAUGGAAAUCAGCCAGGAUCGUUCGCCGAUAAAGUAAAAGUUGACCUCGAUCAACUGAAAAGCCUUGCAGAAAUCGGAAUCGACAUAAAUUUUCUGGAAAAUAUAGAAGAAGAGACAAGAGCGUCGGAGGAGCGUUCGUCCCUUCAAACUGAAUUGGAUGACACAACACAGCUGCUUGGUCGUCUACACCAAGUCCAGCAUGACCGGCUGUCAGCAACGCCUCCUGCUCACUUAUCCAAUGUCCCUAAACCACAGGAUACGGAGAUCAUGUUGGCAGAUAAAAUAACAGAGAACCUAACAGAGAUAUCAAAGAAGCUUCCACCCUCUGCUAUCGCCCCUGUGGAUGGCCUACGGAGAGCGAUGGGAAUCGCUCCAAUCACACGCCCGACAUCUGCCCCAGGUUCAGUACCAGCAACGGUUACCAUCUCCGCUAAUGUCUCAGCCGCUGAGCCAAUGGAGGUUGUCGACUCUAUCGUCUCAGCAUCACCACCGUCGCUACCGUUGCCACUGGGAACUCCGGGUCUUGGACAAACUCUCAAUAUUGUGAACCCAGGACAGCCUUCGAUUCAAGUACAAGUUGGAGGAAUCCCUCAUCAAGAUCAAGGUCAUGGUCCCGGCCAGUCUCAGGUCGGCGGAGGUGGCAGUGGUAAUAACGGAGGUGGGCUACUUACCACUCACGAAAAUUCUUCGGGGGUUCCCGACCUGGAGUCGGAGCUCAGAGAAUUCCUCGAGAGCGAUCCAACACUCGUACAUUCUCCGCUUCAUGACGACAAAACCCUUGAGGAUAUCCUUUCGGAAUCCUAGCCACCGUGCGUGGGCACUGCUUGGCUGGAUUUCCAACAGCAGCCACGUUGCCCAACACCAAAACGUACAAUGUUUGAAAUUCCUAAUAAAUAGUUUUUACCUGAUGCUAA